AUGGGUUCCAAAGGCAGCAUUAUCCAACCAGAGGGCAAGCCUCGCUCCUGGUACAGAGACAACUUCUUCCUGACCACCGACAAGACAUUCCUCGAUCCCAAGGCCGUCAACGACGUAUUCGAAUCGGAUCUCAUGUGGUGGAACGACCCCCUCGAGCUUGAACAGAUGCGAAAGAUGCUCGACAACUGCCUUACACUAGCAGUCUUUUAUGUUCCAGAUAGCGAAGAGGAUAUGAAAGACAAUGGCGGCAUGCCUCGAAACAUGUCCGGCCCUGAUUUCAGAAUGAUUGGCCUGGCCCGUAUUGUCACAGACUACGUCACCUUUGCGUACCUUACCGACGUCUUCAUCAUUGAGGAAUUCCAGCGCCGUGGCCUUGCCUCGUGGAUGAUGCGUGCUCUGAAGGAGCUGGUAGACGAGUGGCCCAACCUGCGUGGCCUCAUGCUCAUGACCCAUGACAAGGCCGCCGCUCGCAUGUACCAACGCACUCUCGGCGCCGUCGAUUUUGACAAAGGUCCCUCAGCAGGACUAGUAAUGUUGGAGAUGGGCGGAAAAGGCCAAAAAGACGUCCCGGACGAGCAUUAA
Molecule: messenger RNA, 582 nt
Organism: Pochonia chlamydosporia 170
Lineage: Eukaryota; Fungi; Ascomycota; Sordariomycetes; Hypocreales; Clavicipitaceae
Product: GNAT family N-acetyltransferase
Exons: 2
Coding region: 1-582 (193 amino acids)
Molecular function (GO): acyltransferase activity, transferring groups other than amino-acyl groups
Source: RefSeq, a predicted model, not a curated record